Molecule: messenger RNA, 1173 nt
Organism: Peniophora sp. CBMAI 1063
Lineage: Eukaryota; Fungi; Basidiomycota; Agaricomycetes; Russulales; Peniophoraceae
Source: the annotation of a GenBank genome assembly
AUGGCCUAUGACUUCUCUGAGGUGCGACUCGACUCUCCGGUGGCCGAUGUGGAGAGUAUCGCAAACUUCCGUGCGUUUCCGCUUCUUCUUGAGUCAACACUGAUGGGUAUCUUCACCGUGCAGACGGCCUAUCUCGUCCAACAUCAAGGUUCCCGCCUCAUAACGAGGUCGAUAUUGCCGGGUUAUCUGAGGCCGAAACCUAAGCCUCACGCCGGACGACUAUUGGUGCUGACAAUAGGCUUGUACCUUUCGGCUGUUGCCUGCUGGGCCCUUGAUAUCGUUCUUCUACGCCAGGAUCUUCUCGUUCUCUUGCCCAAUCAAAUCUCCACCGAUCCAGACCCACGUAUAUAUGAGGCGCUUGCACAGCUGCGUGCGGAGGAGCAGUACGCACGGGCGGUUCUGCAGGUCAUAAUCUGGAUCAUCAGCGACUGCGUAACACUGUGGAGGGCGUACGUCAUCCUCGAGAGGCCGCGCUGGCUGAAACAUACCAUCUCCAUCCUUCUAUUCCUUGAAUUCGCGGAUUACGUGGUCUAUCUUAUACUAUGGGUUUACAUAUUCCCACAUCCUCCGCGCUUCAUCUCCACCCUGUACAAGACAAGCGGCGGGCUCAUCGGUACCGCACCUUUCGCAACGACGUGUGCUUUGACAGCCACUGUCCAGGCGUUUGCUUCUCUCUUGAUCUUCUGCAAGGCUUGGAUGAUCCUGAAAAGCAGACAGGGCUUGCUACACGGUCCCGGUCGAACCUUCCGGACGUUGUCUAUCUUCAUCGAGAGUGGGGUGGCGUACUCUGCCCUUUGGAUAUGGUAUGCAACCGGAUCCGACGAUGAGAUAUCUAGCCAGACGACAACGGCGUGGAUGGACUCUUACGUGAUCCCUUUAACAGCCAUGUAUCCCACCCUGGUCAUGAUGAUCGUGACUAUACAAGACUCGGCGCUUGCGAAAGCAGAGCGUCUCCCGAGCGGGGUCAGCAGUUUCCGCAUGGAGACCACUGCGUUGCAAGACGCCGAGCUGCAGAUAACGAGGUGCUCAAGGCAUGCGAAGCCGAUGCCAUCGGUACUCGCAUCCGCUUACUCUGCGGAUGCAGUGGCCAUUGAUACCGCUGAGAAUAAGCACGAUGGUAGCAGCGGCACUUGUACGUCAUCUCAGGACGGCCAUGUCCACGACGGCGUCUAG